Molecule: messenger RNA, 904 nt
Organism: Punica granatum (pomegranate)
Lineage: Eukaryota; Viridiplantae; Streptophyta; Magnoliopsida; Myrtales; Lythraceae
Source: RefSeq, a predicted model, not a curated record
GACAAUGAUAAAGAAUAUUAUAUCUGAAAAAAAAAAAUGUUUUCUAUGUACUGAUCAGGAAAGUGUUUUCCGGAAAAAUGUUUUCUGCCUUGUCCUACUCCGGACGGUCCCAAAUCUUUGCAGGGACCGUCCGUUGUCGGACCUCAGCUUGAGCUUCUCCAUCAUGGCUCUCGCUUCCUCCAUUUCUUGUCCGUUCAUCUCCACCCUGUCACUGUCCCUCCCCACAAGUCGAACCCUACCGUCUCCUCUCCAACCUUUCCACCGCUUGUUCCCGGUGCUUAGCCCGACCAGAUGGAAGUUCCUCGCCAUCGAAUGCUGCUCCCCUUCCUCCAAGUCUCAGAACCUCAGGACCUGCAAGAACUGCAAGAUGCAAUUCGACACUCUGCUCAAUCACCCACGUGCUUGUCGCUUCCACACCGCCCAUUUCGGCGGUGAGACGAAGAGGAAGUUUGAGAGCGUGUAUACUGGUGGCACUUUGGACACUCCUAACUCAGGAGAAGUUUUCCAGUACUGGCAUUGCUGUGGGUCAGAAGAUCCCUUCGACCCCGGAUGUACCUCAGCUCCUCACGCAUCAUAUGAUGAUUAAUAUGUUGUUGGCACAGCAGUCCUCUAAAAGAUCUUUUGCACGAGAUUCUUGAGCAUUCUUUAUCUGCAAGGCUGCAACUGUGAGACCUUUGUGUAUAUUGCCGAAGAUAUUCUUCGUUUCUAUGUCAUAUUGCAUAGAUAAUUUAUUUCAAGGGUCUCUCCUCGUCAUUUUUUCCUUGCGAUUUCAUUUGCAUUUGCUAGUUUCCAGACAAAGGUCUAGUUUUAAUGCAAAUGAGAUCAUAAUAAUCUGUCUUGGUGUUUUGAUUACAGGUGAAGCUGUCACCAUCAUAUGAAUCUUCUGUUUGGGUUUGGGUGAAAA